Rodentolepis nana is the source of this 1617-nucleotide messenger RNA. The record is from the annotation of a GenBank genome assembly. NCBI's taxonomy places the organism in Eukaryota, Metazoa, Platyhelminthes, Cestoda, Cyclophyllidea, Hymenolepididae.
AUGUGCACUAGAUCAGCAACUAAAGUAGAGUCCGGCACAAAUAUUAGAGAGUCGUUGAUCGAGUUGGAGAAAUACAUAAACGGAGCACUCGCCAAGUGUCAUCAACAACUUCCUGGUGUAAAUACACGUUGCUCUGAUUCAUCCAAACGAAUCAUUUCAAUUUGCCCACAACAACCCUCUUGUUGCGGAUCGAGUGUUACGCAGACUCCUUGCUGCUCAAGUUCAUGUGAACAAACCACAUCUACUUGUUCGCAAGACACAUUCUACUCUGAUUUCAAAGCGUGUUUGGAAACGUUACUGAAAUAUCUAGACAGUGGACUCGCCAAAUCCAGUCAAUCAUGUGCCGAAGUGACUUCAUGCUGCUCUGAUCCAUGCAAAUCAACGGCAUCAUCCUGCCAACAAACACAAACUCGCAACAAAAGGAAUGCAGCCCAGAAUACCUCCUGCUCCAAUUCAUGUCAACAAACCAAAACAACUUGUUCAAAAGACGCAUCCAACUCUGAUUUCAAAGAAUGCUUGGAGAAGAGCAGUCAAAGAAUGUGCACUAGAUCAGCAACUAAAGUAGAGUCCGGCACAAAUAUUAGAGAGUCGUUGAUCGAGUUGGAGAAAUACAUAAACGGAGCACUCGCCAAGUGUAAUCAACAACAUCCUGGUGUAAGUACAUGUUGCUCUGAUUCAUCCGAACGAACCAUUUCAAUUUGUCCACAAGAACCCUCUUGUUGCGGAUCGAGUGUUGCACAGUCUCCUUGCUCCUCUGAUCAAUGUGAACAAAGCACAUCAACUGGUGUAAAUACAAGUUGCUCUGAUUCAUCCAAACGAAUCAUUUCAAUUUGUCCACAACAACCCUCUUGUUGCGAUUCGAGUGUUACGCAGACUCCUUGCUCCUCCAGUCAAUGUGAACAAACCACAUCAACUUGUUCGCAAAACGCAUCCAACUCUGAUUUCAAAGAAUGCUCGGAGAAGUUACUGAAAUAUCAAGACAGUGGACUCGCCAAAUCCAGUCAAACAUGCGCCGAAGUGACUUCAUGCUGCUCUGAUCCAUGCAAAUCAACGGCAUCAUCCUGCCAACAAACACAAACUCGCAACAAAAGGAAUGCAGCCCAGAAUACCUCCUGCUCCAAUUCAUGUCAACAAACCAAAACAACUUGUUCAAAAGACGCAUCCAACUCUGAUUUCAAAGAAUGCUUGGAAAAGUUGCUAAAAAAUGUUAACAAUGAAAUUGCCAAGUAUCCCCAAACUUGUGUUGAGGCGACUCCAUCCUGCGGCAAUCAACAAGUCAAACAAACAAAUUCAUGCUCUAAUCAAUCGAAGUCUUCAGUUAGAACUUCAAGCAACAGAUGCAAUUACAGUGGACUCGCCAAAUCCAGUCAAUCAUGUGCCGAAGUGACUUCAUGCUGCUCUGAUCCAUGCAAAUCAACGGCAUCAUCCUGCCAACAAACACAAACUCGCAACAAAAGGAAUGCAGCCCAGAAUACCUCCUGCUCCAAUUCAUGUCAACAAACCAAAACAACUUGUUCACAAGACGCAUCCAACUCUGGUUACAAAGAAUGCUUGGAAAAGUUGCUAAAAUAUCUAAAUAAUGAAAUUGGCCAGUACCCUCAAACUUGUGUUGGGACG